GAUAUUAUUCAGCAUUUCUCAGCUAACCCACCAAACCAACACAUGCACGAGCAUCUCCUCACCACGCCACCCUGCGCUUCACCAGCCACACUUCGUCCAGACAGAAGCGUUUUCUGGAAAUGUGUGAAUUAUAUACGCUACGGUUUUGCACAUGAAAAAUGCCGUUAAGUUGGAAUUGCCAAAUCACAUACAGAACAGAGUGUAGAAAUUAGUGACCAUGAAGGUCGACAGAAGCAAAUUGAAGAAAACCCCCACUGAAGCGCCUGCCGACUGCAGGACUCUCAUAGAGAAGCUGAAGGGAUGCAGCGAUGAACAGCUGUUGCUGGAACUGCAGCAAAUCAAGACCUGGAACAUUGGCAAGUGUGAGCUGUACCACUGGGUGGACCUACUGGACCGCUUUGAUGGCAUUCUCUGUGAUGCGGGGCAAACAGUGGAGAACAUGUCGUGGUUGUUGGUGUGUGACCGGCCAGAGAAUGGGCAGCUGAAAGCCUUAUUACUGGCGGUGCUCAACUUCACUGCACUGUUGAUCGAAUACAGUUUUUCAAGACACUUGUACAGCUCUAUAGAGCACUUGACCACUCUUCUAGCAUCAUGUGACAUGCAGGUGGUUCUCUCUGUGCUGAAUCUCCUGUAUGUGUUCAGCAAACGUUCCAACUACAUCACUAGACUGGGCUCGGAUAAGAGGAGUCCAUUGCUCGCUCGUCUGCAACAUUUGGCUGAGAGCUGGGGUGGGAAAGAGAAUGGCUUUGGUCUUGCUGAGUGCUGCAGAGACCUGCCGAUGUCGAAGUAUCCACCUAGUGCCACCACAUUGCACUUUGAGUUCUAUGCAGAACCUAGCUCUGAGGUCAAAGUUGAGAAGAAGGCGAGCAGCAACACACUACACUACAUUCAUAUCGAACAACUUGAUAAGAUUUCAGAGAGCCCAUCAGAGAUCAUGCAGUCUUUGACGGCAAUGUACAUCAUCCCUAAAGACAAACAAAUAUUACUUUUCACACACAUUCGUCUGGCACAUGGCUUUUCCAACCACAAGAGGAGACUGCAGGCCGUGCAAGCCAGGCUACAUGCCAUUUCCAUUCUCGUGUACUCCAAUGCCCUUCAAGAGUCAGCCAACAGCAUACUCUACAAUGGGCUUAUAGAGGAGCUAGUGGAUGUGCUUCAGAUCACAGACAAACAGUUGGUGGACAUCAAGGCUGCCUCUUUGCGUACUUUGACGUCCAUAGUCCACCUGGAGCGGACCCCAAAACUCUCGAACAUUAUUGACUGCACAGGCACAGCCUCCUACCAUGGAUUUCUACCUGUGCUUGUUCGCAACUGUAUACAGGCUAUGAUUGACCCACUGAUGGAGCCGUAUCCACACCAGUUUGCUACGGCCCUCUUCUCCUUCCUAUACCAUCUGGCCAGUUACGAUGCAGGUGGAGAGGCUUUAGUAUCUUGUGGUAUGAUGGAGGCCUUGCUAAAGGUGAUCAAGUUCCUUGGGGAUGAGCAGGACCAGAUCACAUUUGUGACGCGGGCAGUGAGAGUUGUGGAUCUCAUCACAAAUCUAGACAUGGCUGCUUUUCAGUCCCAUGGCGGCCUCUCAAUAUUUAUCUGCAGACUGGAGCAUGAGGUUGACCUCUCCAGGAAAGAGUGCCCUUUUGUUAUCAAACCAAAGAUCCAGAGGCCUAGCACAGCUACUGAGACAGAGGACAUGGACACUGAUAUGGACAUGUCAGAGGUUGCCAUGGAGAGCAGUCCUGGCCCCUCCACUUCUUCUGGUUCCAGACCAGAGACAGACACUCGAGCACAGAGCAAUGCAGCCAGCACCCCCAGAGCAGGAGUGCAGUGCAUCCCUCAGAGAGCUGCUCUGUUGAAAUCUAUGUUGAACUUCUUGAAGAAAGCCAUUCAGGACCCUGCAUUCUCUGACGGCAUUCGUCAUGUAAUGGAUGGGUCCCUCCCUACCUCUUUGAAACACAUCAUCAGUAAUGCAGAGUAUUAUGGACCCUCACUGUUUCUCCUGGCAACGGAAGUAGUGACAGUGUUCGUAUUCCAGGAGCCCUCUCUACUGUCCUCUUUGCAGGACAAUGGUCUCACUGAUGUCAUGCUACACGCACUGCUCAUCAAAGAUGUCCCUGCUACCAGAGAGGUGCUGGGAUCCCUGCCUAAUGUCUUCAGUGCCCUGUGCCUAAAUGCCCGGGGUCUGCACUCCUUUGUGCAAUGCCAGCCCUUCGAGCGGCUGUUCAAGGUGUUGCUCUCACCAGACUACCUGCCAGCCAUGCGCCGUCGACGUAGUUCUGACCCACUAGGUGACACCGCCUCUAACUUGGGCAGUGCUGUUGAUGAGCUAAUGCGACACCAGCCCACGCUGAAAACCGAUGCUACAACAGCCAUCAUCAAGUUGCUGGAAGAGAUUUGCAACUUAGGCCGAUCACCUGAGUACAUAUGCCAGAAACCCUCCAUACAGAAAGCGGACGGAACUGUCACUGUGCCUCCAGCCCGCUCCAACCACGCUGCAGAGGAGGCAUCCAGUGAGGAUGAGGAGGAGGAAGAUGCUCUACAUACGUUUAGUCAACAGCAGGGGGAGCCAGAAAGCAACAGACAAGUGGUGGGCACAGAGGAGAGAAUCCCCAUCCCUCUUAUGGAUUAUAUCCUCAAUGUGAUGAAAUUUGUGGAGUCCAUUCUUAGUAAUAACACAACAGAUGACCACUGUCAGGAGUUUGUCAAUCAGAAAGGCCUUCUACCUCUGGUGUCAAUCCUCGGGCUGCCCAACCUGCCCAUAGACUUUCCGACCUCUGCUGCCUGCCAAGCUGUGGCAGGUGUCUGCAAAUCUAUACUGACUUUGUCCCAUGAGCCAAAGGUUCUCCAGGAGGGUCUUUGUCAGUUGGACAGCAUACUGACUGCUCUGGAGCCUCUCCAUCGGCCCAUUGAGGUCCCAGGUGGCUCUGUGCUGCUUAGAGAGCUUGCCAAUGCAGGCCACGUCACUGAUGCAACACUCUCUGCUCUUGCCACCCCACUGCUGCACGCCCUCACUGCAGCACAUGCUUACAUCCUUAUGUUCGUACACACCUGCAGAGUUGGACAGAGUGAGAUCCGUGCUAUCUCGGUGAACCAGUGGGGCUCUCAGCUGGGUCUUAGUGUUCUGAACAAACUAAGUCAGCUCUACUGCUCUCUGGUGUGGGAGAGCACUGUGCUGCUGUCCCUUUGUACACCAAACAGUUUGCCCCCUGGCUGCGAGUUUGGUCAGGCUGACAUGCAGAAACUUGUGCCCAAGGAGGACAAACCCUCCAGCAGCAUAGCAGCAGCUGCAGGCAGAAGGACUGCUGAGACAGAGACCCCAUCUGUGGGGGUGGACCCCUCUGCUCAGGGUUUGCUUGAGGGAAUGGGGUUGGAUGGAGACUCCCUCGCUCCCAUGGAGACGGACGAGCCCACUGCCACUGACCCGAAGGCCAAGUCCAAACUCACCCCUGCCAUGGCAACACGCAUCAAGCAAAUCAAGCCUCUGCUCUCAGCCUCAUCACGUUUGGGCAGGGCUCUGGCAGAGCUUUUUGGGUUGCUGGUGAAGCUUUGUGUGGGCUCACCUGUCCGUCAGCGGCGCUCUCACCACACUACCAGUACGGGCACCGCUCCAACACCGGCUGCACGGGCCACCGCUUCUUCUUUGACUAAACUCCUCACAAAGGGCUUGAGCUGGCUACCACCUCCCUACACACCCACACCACGCUUCAGGUUGACAUUCUUUAUUUGCUCUGUUGGCUUCACAUCACCCAUGCUGUUUGAUGAGAGGAAGUAUCCAUACCAUCUUAUGCUGCAGAAGUUCUUCUGUUCUGGUGGCCAUGAUGCGUUGUUUGAGACAUUUAACUGGGCGCUGUCCAUGGGAGGAAAGGUGCCUGUGUCAGAGGGCCUAGAACAUCUUGAGCUGCCUGAUGGGACAGGGGAGUUCCUUGAUGCCUGGCUGAUGCUAGUGGAGAAGAUGGUGAACCCCAGCACAGUGCUGGACUCCCCUCACUCUCUGCCUGCUAAAGUGCCUGGAGCAACGCUCAACACCCCACAAUUCAGCGCCUUGCGCUUCCUCAUCGUCACUCAGAAGGCUGCAUUCAACUGUAUCCGUAACUUGUGGAACCGUAAGCCCUUGAAGGUUUAUGGUGGGCGCAUGGCAGAAUCCAUGCUGGCCAUUCUGUGCCACAUCUUGCGAGGAGAACCCAUCAUCCAGGAGCGCCUGGCCAAAGAGAGGGAAGGCACUGCUCGACCUGAUGAAGAAGGCAGCUCUUCUAGUGCUGUAGCAGCAACCGUGUCCUCCGGAACAGGUGCAGUAGUUGCAGAAGGAGUGCCUGCAGUUGCUAACGGAAGCACUGCCGGAAGCUCUGCAGAGGAGGGCAGCAAUUCGACAACCCGCAGAGAGCCACAAGUCAACCAGGCCCAGCUCACUCAGCUAAUGGACAUGGGCUUCUCCAGAGAGCAUGCACUGGAAUCUCUGCUGAACACCAGCACUAUGGAACAGGCCACAGAGUACCUGCUCACGCACCCUCCUCCUCUGCUCAGCGCAGCUGUCAGGGAGUUCACCAUGUCUGAAGAAGACCAGAUGAUGCGGGCAAUUGCCAUGUCUCUAGGUCAAGAAGUUAGCAUGGAGCAGCACUCAGACUCACCUGAGGAAGCAGCUCGCCGGCGUGAGGAAGAGGAGAGGAGAGCGAGGGAGCGGGUAGAAGAGGAAGAGGCACGGUGUCUGGAGCGCUUCCUGGAAGCUGAGCCUCUGGACACCACAGAGCUACAUACCUUCACAGACUCUAUGCUGCCUGGCUGCUUCCACCUGCUGGACGAGCUGCCAGACACUGUCUACCGCCUCUGUGACCUGCUUAUGACCGCCAUCAAAAGAAACGGUGCUGAAUACAGAGACCUCAUCCUUAGACAGGUGGUCAAUCAGGUGUGGGAGGCCGCCGACGUGUUGAUAAAGGCUGCCGUGCCACUGACCACUAGUGACACCAAGACUGUGUCUGAGUGGACAAGACAGAUGGCAACUCUCCCCCAGGCUUCCAACCUGGCCACCCGCAUCCUGCUGCUCACACUGCUCUUUGAGGAGCUGAAACUCUCAUGUGCGCGUGUGGUGGAGAGCAGUGGCGUCUUGACUGUGCUGAUUAAGUUGUUGGAGGUGGUACAGCCCUGUCUGCAGGCUGCCAAAGAGCAGAAGGACAUCCAGACACCCAAAUGGAUAACCCCUGUGCUCCUGCUUAUUGACUUCUAUGAGAAAAUGGCUGUUUCAUCCAAACGAAGAGCCCAGAUGAACAAGUACCUGCAGCCUAAUGGGAAUAACUGGCGCUGGUUUGAUGACCGUUCUGGCCGCUGGUGCAGCUAUAGCGCUAGUAACAACAGUACAAUAGACUCUGCCUGGAGGGCGGGAGAGACCAGUGUCCGCUUCACUGCUGGCCGAAGGAGAUACACUGUCCAAUUCAACACCAUGGUGCAGGUGAAUGAGGAGACUGGGAAUAGACGUCCAGUUAUGUUGACUGUGCAGAGGGUGCCGCGAAUUCCCAAGUCCUCUAAAUCGGGAAGUGUCACUGAUACUGAGAGAGAGGAGGGAGAACAGAGAGCCAAGACUGAGGAAACACAGACAGACAUAGAUCCCACAUCUGUGGCUGUGGAAAUGGCACCCCCUAAAGAGGAGUCGGAGCAGAAGGAUUCAAACACAUCAGCUCCCUCCACUCUUCAGGACCCCUCUAUUUUCAGCAUCAUUGUUGUGCAGGGUCUGACGGAGGAGAUGAUCACCAUUUUGAUCCGAGCCUGUGUCAGCAUGAUUAGCGUUCCUGUGGACCCAGACACUUUGCACGCUACCUUGCGGCUCUGUCUGCGUCUCACACGCACGCACCAUUACGCCAUGAUGUUUGCUGAGCUUAAGAGCACACGCAUGAUCCUGAAUCUCACGCUGAGCUCUGGGUUCAAUGGCUUCACCCCACUGGUCACGCUUCUCUUUCGACAUAUCAUAGAGGACCCAGCCACACUGCGUCAUACGAUGGAGAAGGUAGUGCGGUCUGCAGUCACUAGUGGUGCAGGAAGCACUACUUCGGGUGUGGUGUCAGGUAGUCUGGGCUCCAGGGAAAUCAAUUACAUCUUGCGUGUUCUUGGCCCAGCGGCCUGCCGCAACCCAGAGUGCUUUACAGAAACUGCCAAGGGUUGUAUCCGAAUUGCUCUUCCGGCCCCGAGAGGCGCUGGGUCUGCCUCUGAUGAUGAGUUUGAGAACUUCAGAAUAAAGGGUCCUAAUGCUGUGCAGUUGGUGAAGACCACACCCGUUAAGCUGUCUCCAUUGCCAUCCAUACCAGAGACGAUUAAAGAGGUCAUCUAUGACAUGCUAAAUGCCCUAGCAGCAUAUCACGCACCAGAGGAGGCAGAAAAAGGAGAUGAGCGGGUAGCAGCAGUACCGGGGAGUCAGGACCUGUGUCAGAUCUUGCAGGAUGUUGGGGAUGAUGUCUACCAGCAGUACAGACUCACCAGACAGGGCAGUGACUUUGACUCACAGUCUGCCUUCCACAUAAAUGCUCAGGUUUUUGCUGCAGAUGGUGCUGUUGCAGAAUCUUCACAGUCUGGAACUCCACAAGGAGAAGCCUCUACGCCUGAGGAAAUGCGUGACGAAAAGAAGGAACAGGAGGGAGAGAAGGGAGCUUCUUCAGAGGAGAGCCGAGCAGCAAAAGCGAAGGCCAGCAAACCCCUGAUGCCCACCUCUACCAUCCUGAGACUGCUGGCAGAGCUGGUGCGCUCCUACGUUGGCAUUGCCACACUCAUCACCUCUUACAACUACACAGCUGGCCAAUCAGAGCUCAUUAAGGAGGAUUGCAGUGUGCUGGCAUUUGUUCUGGACCACUUGCUCCCACACACUCAGAACUCAGAGGACAAGGACACCCCUGCCCUUGCACGUCUUUUCCUGGCCAGCCUCGCUGCAUCAGGCACGGGUACAGAUGCCCAGGCGGCCCUGGUCAAUGAGGUUAAAGCUGCUCUGAGUCGGGCUUUGGGAAUGGCAGAAGGCACAGAGAAACAUGCCCGCUUGCAGGCAGUGAUGUGCAUCAUCAGCACCAUCAUGGAGUCGUGUCCUUCCACCUCCAGCUUUUACAGCACAGCCACAGCCAAGACCCAGCAUAACGGAAUGAACAAUAUCAUCCGCCUCUUCUUGAAGAAAGGCCUUGUUAAUGACCUUGCCCGUGUGCCUCACAGCCUUGAUCUAUCUAGUCCCAACAUGGCAAACACAGUAAAUGCUGCUCUUAAGCCUUUGGAGACUCUGUCACGAAUUGUGAACCAGCCCAGCAGCCUUUUUGGGGGUAAAGGGGCAUCCAGCAAGAACAAGACAGAAAAUGGCACUGUCAGGGACAGCAACAGCAACACACAGGAUCAGGGGGUAGGUGAGGCAGAGCCAGUUGAGAAUCGUAACCGUGGUCAAGCCACGGAUGCAGACCUGAUGGAUGGUGAAACCGAGGGAGACACUGUGGUCAUUGCUGGACAACCUGAGGUGCUAAGCACUCAGGCCAUGCAGGUGGAGAAUGAGUUGGUGGAUUUAAUAGAUGAACUUUUAGAGAGAGAUGCAGGGACUGUCAAUAGCGCCAUCAUCGUGGGUCGAUCUGGAGAGGAUGAGUCUCAGGAGGAUGUUCUGAUGGAUGAAGCACCUUCCAAUAUGAGUCAGGCCUCAACCCUGCAGGCCAACAGAGAAGACUCCAUGAACAUCUUGGAGCCAGAGGAUGAGGAGCACACACAGGAGGAAGACUCCAGUGGUAGCAAUGAGGAUGAAGACAGUCAAGAUGAGGAGGAAGAGGAGGAGGAGGAAGAGGAAGAGGAUCAGGAUGAUGAAGAGGGAGAUGAGGAUGAUGAUGACGAAGGCUCUGAGAUGGAACUGGAUGAAGAUUUUCCUGAUAUCAACGCUGCCCCACACAUCCGUUUUGAGAGAUUUGAUCGAGAUGAUGACCUCAUUAUAGAAUUUGAUAACAUGUUCUCCACAUCUGCUGACAUCCCUCCCUCGCCAGGAAAUAUCCCCAGCUCCCACCCUCUGAUGGUGCGCCACGCUGACCACGGCUCACUGACACUUGGGGGAACAGGCACCAGCAGUAGAUUGGCUCAGGGCAUGGGACGUAGCCAACGCUCUCUCCGCCAGCUCACAGCCAACACAGGGCACACCAUCCAUGUACAUUAUCCUGGCAAUCGUCAACCCAACCCUCCACUCAUCCUGCAGAGAUUACUAGGCCCCAGUGCUGCAGCUGAUAUCUUGCAGCUAUCUAGCUCUCUGCCCCUGCAGUCACGCGGCCGCGCCCGUCUCCUGGUGGGUAACGAGGAUGUGCACAUUAUCGCCCGGUCGGAUGAUGAGCUGCUAGAUGACUUCUUCCAUGAGCAGAGCAGCACUGGAGGACAAGCUGGCACCCUUUCAAGUAUCCCGACCGCCUUAACCAGAUGGACUGAUGAGUGUAAAGUUCUGGAUGCUGAGAGCAUGCAUGACUGUGUGGCAGUGGUGAAGGUGCCCAUCCUGCAGCACCUGGAGUGUUUGCGUGAUGAAGAGCUGGAGGAACGCAGGGAGAAAAGGAGGAGACAGUUGGCUGAAGAAGAGGAGACUGCCAAACAGAAUGGGAGUUCUUCAGCUGGGCAAGAGACCCAGGAACAGAGCCUGCAGGGCUCUGGGAUUGGAACAGUCAAUGGAGCUGGAGAGAAUGCUGCAGACGGAGAACAGGCUCAGAGCGGGGUUUCGUCCUGUCUGGACCCUCCACGGACCUCUGAGGGUUUCCUCACAGCACCCCCAUCAGGAGAAGUCACCCCAACUACCCCUGCCCCCCACGAGCAAGCCUUUGUGUCCUUGGAAACAGCUAUCAGCCAGCAAGUGCACCAGCCAAUCACAGAGCUGCUGCUGGCUGACUCCAAUCCAGAUUCUCACAGGGUCUUGGUAGGGGCAGGGCUUCCCCGGCUCUCAGCACCUGAUGGGCAAAAUUGUGAGGCAGAAGCAUCUCAGAUGGAGAUGUCACCUGCACCCACUAUCGGUGAGAGAGGAGGAGGAGGAGGAGCAUUGGAUGCAGUCAGGGAAGCUUCUCUCAGUCCAGAUUUAGCUGAGAUUUCAGAGCCUGUGCCAGUGAGUGUGUCUCAACUUGAAGGUUCUCCCAUGGAUACGAGCAGUCCUGCCUCAGGAACACAGGAAGAGCCAGUCGCCAGCUCAGCCCCACCCAAUAACAUGUCUCAGGAACUCUCAGGAAGUGGUGACAGUGGACUCACAGACAGGCAGACAGAUACAGAAACAGGCUCAACAUCAGUUUCUUCUGGAGAGACUAUGCCUCGGAGUGACAGUGCAGAUAGCCAAUCACAGGCCAUCCAAGAGGAACCCCUCCCAGCUACCAGCAAUGAAGAGGAAGACCCUCUGGCAGGCAUCAGUCUACCAGAAGGUGUCGACCCAUCUUUCUUGGCUGCACUGCCUGAGGAUAUCCGUCGGGAGGUGCUGCAAAACCAGCUGGGGAUUAGACCCCCCUCUCGUCCUCCUGUCACCUCCACACUGGUAUCUUCAGUUAACUCUGUACUGGCUGGAGGGCCAAGUGUGACAGAGGUCAGCCCAGAGUUCCUAGCUGCUCUGCCACCUGCCAUUCAGGAGGAGGUUUUGGCCCAGCAGCGGGCGGAACAGCAGCGCCGAGAGUUAUCCCAGCAACCCCCACUGGGUGAUCAACCUCUGGACCCCGUCACGUUCAUUCAGACCCUGCCCUCUGAGCUGCGUCGAUCUGUGCUGGAGGACAUGGAAGACAGCGUAUUAGCGGUCAUGCCCCCAGACAUUGCAGCAGAAGCUGCAGCUCUGCGUAGGGAACAGGAGGCCAGACAGAGACAGCUGAUGCAUGAGAGGUUGUUCGGCCACAGUUCCUCUUCAGCCCUGUCUGCCAUCCUGCGCUCACCUGCCUUCACCAGCCGCCUGGGUGGCAACCGUGGGGUGCAGUACACCCGGCUGGCAGUGCAAAGAGGAGGCACAUUUCAAAUGGGUGGGAGUGCCAACCACAGCCGCCCAUCUAGUUCUAAUGUGGAUUCUCUCCUGCGCUUGCGAGGGCGUCUCCUGUUAGACCACGAGGCCUUAUCCUGCCUUCUAGUGCUGCUUUUUGUGGACGAGCCCAAGUUAAACACCAGCCGUCUCCACCGAGUGCUGCGUAACUUGUGUUACCACUCCCAAACACGAGGCUGGGUCAUCCGCAGCCUGCUGUCCAUCCUGCAGCGCAGCAGCGAGAGCGAGCUCUGUACGGAGACCACACGUCUGGAAGAGUCUCGUGGCAAGCGCUCGCUUGGCCAGGGCACUUCCAGCGGAGGCAAGGGCUCCUCUUCAUCCCCGCAGGCUGCUGUAGCCUCUUCGUUAUCCUCCUCCUCCUCAUCUUCCUCUCUGGAGCUGUUGAACAGAGUGGAGUCACGUAGUUCCAGUCAGCUCUCCUGGCUGUCUGUAUCGAUGGACGCUGCUCUGGGGUGCAGGACCAACAUCUUUCAGAUCCAGCGGGCAUCGGGCAGGAAACACGUGGAGAGGCAUUCAGCAGGAGGCGGCAUGAGCUCAGGAGCGCUUGGAGGUGGAGUUACAGGAACAGGAGUCGCCUGUUCGGGGGGAGGAGGUGGAUCAACUGUUCACAUCCACCCACAAGCAGCUCCAGUCGUCUGUCGACAUGUACUGGAUACACUCAUCCAACUGGCAAAGGUAUUCCCCAGUCACUUCACUCAGCAGCGCUGUAAGGACCCUCUGUCCUCUUUGGAGCCGGACUUUCGUAUUUGUGCCAGCUCUACACCAAAUGUUAGUAGAAGCUGCCUGUUGGGUGGCACCAGCCAGAGCAAUUCCGCAGCUACCCCAAGCAAUUCCUCUUCUACCCACAAUUCCCUGAGCACCUGCUCAGGUACACCACAGUCUCUGGGCAUCUCCACUGACUUCUGGGAUCUCCUGGUUAAGCUGGACAACAUGAAUGUGAGCCGCAAGGGCAAGGCCUCCAUGAAGACUGUGCCCCUAGGAGGCGCUGGCGAGACAGAGGGGCUGCUGUUUAGUCUUGAGGCAUCUCCGCUGGGUCAGUUGAUGAACAUGCUGUCCCACCCAGUGAUCCGUCGUAGUUCUCUGCUCACUGAGAAACUGCUACGCUUGCUCUCUCUUAUCUCCAUUGCUCUGCCUGACAAUAAGGCCACAGAGGUUCCGGCCAGCCACCCAGUGCCUCAGGCUCCCACUGCCACCCCAUCUGCCCCCGCCACUCAAACCACAGUGGGUUCAGCGAACAUCUCAGCAGCGACAGGUACGAGCUCCACGCAGGGAUCAUUGGUCCCAACGCCUGCUCAACCAGCCACUACAGCAGGCACUGCUGUUGCAGGCAGCAGCACCACCUCCAGCAGUAUUGCUGUAAGUAAGCUAAAGGCAGCUGUGAGUAGCACUGACAACGAAACCAAACUGGCCUCUGCUGGACUAACAGAGAAACAGCUGCAGCUUUCUGUUGAGGUGCUGACCUCCCAUUCGUGUUCAGAGGAAGGUCUAGAGGAUGCAGCCAACAUCUUGCUGCAGCUGUCCAGAGGGGACGCUCUGACCCGAGACACAGUCCUCAGACUGCUGCUCAGCGGGGCCCGCCACCUCGGAUACACUCUCUGCAAACAAAUUGGCACUUUACUGGCGGAGUUGAGGGAAUAUAACCUGGAGCAGCAGAGAAGAGGCCGUGCUGAUGCUCAGUCUCCUGAAGCUUCUCAUGAGGACCCAUCCAUCACCACACGCCCCAAAGGCAAGAUGACCAGCAGAUUUGACGGGUCGGAGAGCGUGGUAAUUGUGGCUGCUCAGAAGCGUACAUUAGGCGGCCGUGAGCUGCAGCUGCCCUGCAUGAGCUCACUCACAUCCAAGACCUCCACACAGAAGUUCUUCCUGCGCGUGCUGCAGGUCAUCAUACAGCUUAGAGAAGACACAAGGCGUGCAAACAAGAAAGCCAAGCAGACAGGAGGAAGACUAAGUUCGACAAGUCUGGGCUCGGCCAGCAGUAUCCAGGCUGCAGUCCGUCAGCUAGAGGCUGAAGCAGACGCCAUCAUUCAGAUGGUGAGAGAGGGGCAGAGGGCACGCCGUCUACAGCAGGCCCCCCCACCUUCUUCAUCUGCAUCCUCUUCUGUUGCUGCUGCUGCAUCUGCUGCUGUGGCUGGAUCAUCCACCCCUAGUACCUCUGCAACCAACAAUCCCCCAGCUGGCACGGCCAGCGCAGCCACGUCUGAGAUGCACUCUGCUGCCGUGGCCCCAGCAACCCAAAGGGACGAUUCACCCAUGGAUGUGGACGAGCCCUCGCCCUUAGAGCAGGACCAGGCAGCAUUAGGUGAAGAGAGCAGUAGUCAGCAAGAACAGGAAGAGCGUUUGCCUGACCUGCCACUGUUAAGUGAGCAGCUCUUAUUGGAUGAGCUGUGGGACAUGCUGGGAGAGUGUCUAAAGGAACUCGAGGAGUCUCACGACCAACAUGCAGUUUUAGUGCUACAGCCAGCAGUGGAGGCCUUUUUUCUGGUGCACGCCACAGAGCGUGAAAGCAAACCUCCGGUUCGAGACACACGGGAGAGUCAGCUGUCACACAUCAAGGAUGAGCCACCUCCACUGUCCCCCGCCCCUCUCACCCCUGCCACACCCUCUUCCCUGGAUCCUUUCUUUUCCCGAGAGUCCUCCUCUAUGCACAUCUCCUCCAACCUGCCUCCAGACACACAGAAUUUCCUGCGUUUUGCAGAGACUCACCGCACAGUGCUGAAUCAGAUCCUGCGCCAAUCCACCACUCAUCUGGCAGAUGGGCCAUUCGCUGUUCUGGUUGACUACAUCCGCAUCUUGGACUUUGAUGUUAAGCGCAAGUAUUUCCGUCAGGAGUUGGAGCGUCUGGAUGAGGGGCUGAGGAAAGAGGAUAUGGCCGUCCAUGUGAGGAGAGACCACGUCUUUGAAGAUUCUUACAGAGAGCUGCACCGCAAGAGCCCAGAGGACAUGAAGAACAGACUUUAUAUAGUUUUUGAAGGGGAGGAGGGUCAGGAUGCAGGUGGUCUGUUGAGAGAGUGGUACAUGAUCAUCUCCAGAGAGAUGUUCAACCCCAUGUACGCUUUGUUCCGCACCUCCCCCGGUGACCGGGUGACCUACACCAUCAACCCUUCUUCCCACUGCAACCCCAACCACCUCAGCUACUUCAAGUUUGUGGGGCGCGUGGUGGCCAAGGCUGUCUAUGACAACAGACUACUAGAGUGCUACUUCACACGCAGCUUCUACAAGCACAUUCUGGGCAAGAGUGUCAGGUAUACAGACAUGGAAAGCGAGGACUAUCCCUUCUUCCAGGGUCUGGUCUACUUGUUGGAGAAUGAUGUCUCUAAUCUGGGCUACGAGCUGACAUUCAGCACAGAGGUCCAGGAGUUUGGUGUCUGUGAGGUGAGAGAUUUGAAGGGCAAUGGUGCAAACAUUCUUGUCACGGAGGAAAAUAAGAAGGAAUAUGUGCAUCUGGUCUGCCAAAUGAAGAUGACAGGUGCAAUCCGUAAGCAGCUGGCCGCCUUCCUGGAGGGCUUCUAUGAGAUCAUCCCCAAGAGACUGAUAUCCAUCUUUACUGAGCAGGAGCUGGAGCUUCUCAUCUCUGGCCUGCCCACCAUUGACAUCGAUGACCUCAAGGCCAAUACUGAAUACCACAAGUACCAGUCCAGUUCUAUCCAGAUUCAAUGGUUCUGGCGUGCAUUACGAUCCUUUGACCAGGCUGACCGGGCCAAAUUCCUUCAAUUCGUUACAGGCACAUCCAAAGUGCCACUGCAGGGCUUUGCUGCACUGGAGGGAAUGAACGGUAUCCAGAAGUUCCAGAUCCACCGAGAUGACCGCUCUACCGACCGUCUGCCCUCCGCACACACUUGCUUUAACCAGUUGGACCUCCCAGCAUAUGAGAGCUAUGAGAAGUUAAGACACAUGCUGCUGAUGGCCAUCCAGGAAUGUUCUGAAGGUUUUGGAUUGGCCUAAAUACUCUCCUAAAUCCACACACACACAGAGAUGUUAGACUUACAUGUUGUUAACUUAUGACACACACAUGCAUAUUCAAACCAUCAUACACAUGGCCAAGACCUACUUCUAAUCCACAUAAAACCGACAGAUGGACGAGUGAAAGAGAUGUAUUGACAUUGCCUACUACACACAGAGCCUCUCAUUGACACGCCGAACUGUAUUUUGUAUGUGUGUGUCUCACCUCCCUAUUAAAAUUACAGAGCCUGAGAGAGGAUUAUGGAGGAUAUCUGUGGACUAAUAUAAAGACAUUUUCUCCAUUUAGUUUGGUUUCUUUGUACAAAAGGUUUGGGAGUUUAUUAUGUUUAAUCUUUUUUGUUCUUCUCUGGCUGUUAAAAAAAAGGUGAGGGUUGUGUGUAAAGAGGAUGGUUGUAACCCUCUGUGGGGGAGAGAAGAAGUUAAAUGUCCUCUGUUGCUGAUGUGUGACCUCACAAGCUUUGCAAAUGGGAACUUUAAUUUAGGGGAGGGAAAGUUAUGGAAGAGGGAGGGAGUGAACAUUAAAUUAGGUUUUGGUGAAAUUGCAGAAGUGCAGGGAUUUUCAGAAGGGGGGCAUUUUUAGGCAACUUUUGUGAAAUUUUUGGAGACACAGAUUUGAGAAGUGAAGGACAUGAGCCGCAGGUGCUCAGACAUGUGCGGUUAUUACCCAACUGCUGACGCAGCCUCUCAGCAGCUAAUCAGAAAAAUUGCUGCAUAAAUAAAUGCAUAAAAAAAGAGCCCACUGUGUCUGUCCUCUAGAGUUGUUUCAGUGUAUGCCUUACACCAUUUGCACUAACAGGAACAAAUAUCAUUUAUUUGUUGGAAAAUAUAAAACACCGAUGGAGGUCCGUGGAAACUAACUUGACGCAUGCUUGUUGGGUCAAAGUAUUAAAAGCUCUUUUGUUCAUGUAAUGUUUGUUACAAUCUAUCCAGUUAUAGAUAAUCUGUAUGAAUCCCAAGUUUAUGAUUAUGAAUUGUUAUAUUGGCUUUGGAAGGAAUAGUUAACCUUAAAAUGAAAAUGAUCUCUUU
Molecule: messenger RNA, 14947 nt
Organism: Xyrauchen texanus (razorback sucker)
Lineage: Eukaryota; Metazoa; Chordata; Actinopteri; Cypriniformes; Catostomidae
Product: E3 ubiquitin-protein ligase HUWE1-like
Exons: 82
Coding region: 218-13903 (4561 amino acids)
Biological process (GO): Golgi organization; protein polyubiquitination; proteasome-mediated ubiquitin-dependent protein catabolic process
Cellular component (GO): nucleus; Golgi membrane
Molecular function (GO): zinc ion binding; protein binding; ubiquitin-protein transferase activity
Source: RefSeq, a predicted model, not a curated record